Messenger RNA from Ananas comosus (pineapple), 1352 nucleotides. RefSeq names its product cyclin-dependent kinase B1-1. The transcript has 8 exons. Gene Ontology annotation, biological process: G1/S transition of mitotic cell cycle; signal transduction; protein phosphorylation. The record is from RefSeq and is a predicted model, not a curated record. Bases 152 to 1063 code for a protein of 303 amino acids. Gene Ontology annotation, molecular function: cyclin-dependent protein serine/threonine kinase activity; cyclin binding; ATP binding. Gene Ontology annotation, cellular component: cyclin-dependent protein kinase holoenzyme complex; cytoplasm; nucleus. NCBI's taxonomy places the organism in Eukaryota, Viridiplantae, Streptophyta, Magnoliopsida, Poales, Bromeliaceae.
CCUCCCUUCACAUUUCAAAAACUCGCGUCCCCUCUCAUUCCCAACCUCAAACAGAUCACGCGCUAGGGUUUCACUCCUUCCUCUACUAUCCGCUCCGAUCUAGGGUUUUCGACGAUUCGCGAAUCCGAGAACGACCUAGGGUUUCUCGGCGAUGGAGAAGUACGAGAAGCUCGAGAAGGUCGGGGAAGGGACGUACGGGAAGGUGUACAAGGCCCAGGACAAGGCGACGGGGCAACUCGUCGCCCUCAAGAAGACGCGCCUCGAGAUGGACGAGGAAGGGAUCCCCCCCACCGCGCUCCGCGAGAUCUCCCUCCUCCAGAUGCUCUCCCAGAGCAUCUACAUCGUCCGAUUGCUUAAUGUGGAGCAUGCGGAGAAGAACGGAAAGCCCCUGCUUUAUCUGGUGUUUGAGUAUCUGGACACUGAUCUCAAGAAGUUCAUUGAUUCGCAUAGGAGGGGCCCCAAUCCGAGGCCUCUUCCGCCGCAAGUGAUUCAGAGUUUCCUGUAUCAGUUGUGUAAAGGAGUUGCCCAUUGCCAUGGACAUGGCGUGCUUCACAGGGAUCUGAAGCCUCAAAAUCUCUUGGUUGACAAAGAGAAGGGUAUCUUGAAGAUUGCAGAUCUGGGUCUCGGAAGAGCCUUCACCAUCCCUCUGAAAAGCUACACUCAUGAGAUUGUUACCCUGUGGUAUAGAGCUCCUGAAGUUUUGCUAGGGACAACACACUACUCUACUGGAGUUGAUAUGUGGUCUGUUGGAUGUAUAUUUGCUGAAAUGGUUAGAAGACAAGCCCUUUUCCCUGGUGAUUCGGAAUUGCAGCAGUUGCUACACAUUUUCAGGAUGCUGGGGACUCCGAAUGAUGAGUUAUGGCCUGGAGUCAGCUCUCUGAGAGAUUGGCAUGAAUAUCCGCAGUGGAAGUCCCAAAAUUUGGCUCGUGCAGUUCCAGCACUGGAACCGGAGGGUGUAGACCUUCUCUCGAAAAUGCUUCAGUUCGACCCGGCAAGCAGAAUAUCAGCAAAAGCAGCGAUGGAACAUCCCUACUUCGAUACCCUCGACAAAUCACAAUUCUAAUAUCUACCUUCUCAAGUCAGAUUUUGAGAGAGAGCAGUGUGUUUGUAUGGUCAGAAUGUGCUUUCAGUUAUCUUUUUGGUAACUUCAUUUGUUGCCUCUAACCAGAAUUCUUGAUUACUGAUGUAUGUUUAUGUUUUUUUGUUCACUACUGUUCCAGAAAGUGCUGCUGAGCAUGCCGCGUGCGGUAUGUGACUUAUAUUUGGCAAUUUCUCAUGCUGUCAUAAUUAGUUUUACAUCAUCAGACACUAUUCACAAAUGUUGUGGCAUUAAUGAUGUUUGGAUUUGAUCA